AUGUUGAUCAUGGCGGCAGUUCACGCGGGAGUCGACUUCAAGACGAUGCUGCGCUCGGGGCAGUUUUCCGACUUGACGCUGGUUUGCCAGGGGAAAGAAUUCAAGAUUCACAAGGUCGUUGCCUGCCCGCAGUCGCCUGUGCUUUCUGCCGCCGUCAGCGGAGAGUUCAAGGAGAGCCAGACAGGCGUCGUCCAGAUUGAGCUCUUCGACAGCGAGACGGUCAAGCGCAUGGUUGACUUUCUCUACACGGGAAAUUAUGACUGCAGCCACCCCCCGAACCCCCCAAGUCAGAACAUAGUACCUGGUAAUCAUCCUGCUGUUGCACAUGCUGCCGUGAAAAGUACAAGCACUCCAGCCUCAAAGACAACAAACACCACCCUCCCAGCGCCUGCUGCUGCUGCUGCUGCCGCUACAAGCACUCAAGACACGUUGACUCAUGUGCGAGUAAAUGCAAUUGCGGAUUACUACGGCAUUCAAGGUCUCACGCUGCUUGCCAAUCAAAAGAUCCAGCAGGCAUACCAGGCCAAGUGGGAUGCCAAGGCGUUUCUCACUUCAGCGAAAGAAGCCCUCGACAACACCGGUGACAAGAAGCUGCAUGGCAUGAUGGCACUUCUAGCAGCGCAGCAUCUGGAAGAGCUGAUUGCUUCUUCCCAGCUGGCCGACUUGGUUGGCGAUUUUGCUGCCGAGGUCCUACGCUACCAUGCCCAUAAAUUGGAAGCGUCUAAACAAGAGCAACUCCAAACGAUCCGCCAGGAGCAAGUGGCAGCCCAGACACGACAGGCAGAGGUCCAGGCCCUGUCCCAGGCCGCCGAGGCCAAGACUGGCCGCGUCAUUGCGAAUAUCAGCAGAGUGGUUACCAUGAUGUGCGAGAGGCAAUAUUGCCGGAACAAUGCCUGUGGAGAGGAUUUUGGUUGCUAUCUUGAGCAAGUCGGCGUCGAUGAGCCCGCCAAAUGUUGA
Messenger RNA from Trichoderma aggressivum f. europaeum, 957 nucleotides. RefSeq lists its product as uncharacterized. The record is from RefSeq and is a predicted model, not a curated record. Gene Ontology annotation, molecular function: protein binding. NCBI's taxonomy places the organism in Eukaryota, Fungi, Ascomycota, Sordariomycetes, Hypocreales, Hypocreaceae. Bases 1 to 957 code for a protein of 318 amino acids. The transcript has 4 exons.